Cherax quadricarinatus is the source of this 2269-nucleotide messenger RNA. The record is from RefSeq and is a predicted model, not a curated record. Lineage: Eukaryota; Metazoa; Arthropoda; Malacostraca; Decapoda; Parastacidae.
CAAUAGGUGCACUUUUCGAGCUGAGAUCUGCGUGAGGAGUCGCACAAUCCUGCUCUUCUUGCAUUAUUCAUUAUAAUUAUUGUGUUAUCCGUGGCAGAAGCGAAAGGAUGGAUACUGAUGAUAAGCAGUCUGCCAAAAGGGGCAGUCAAAAUUUGGAUGAUUCUGGGACAUCUGGUACUCAGAAAAAAAGGAAGAAAGUAGAAUCCCAAGAGGCAUCUCAUCUUGUGAAUAUUUCUGGUGAAAGUUCUGAGAAGAAAGAAGAAUCCCAAGAGUCUUCUCAUCUUGUGAAUAUUUCUGGUGAAAGUUCUGAUAAGAAAGAAGAAUCCCAAGAGUCUUCUCAUCUUGUGAAUAUUUCUGGUGAAAGUUCUGAUAAGAAAGAAGAAUCCCAAGAGGCAUCUCAUCUUGUGAAUAUUUCUGGUGAAAGUUCUGAGAAGAAAGAAGAAUCCCAAGAGGCAUCUCAUCUUGUGAAUAUGUCUGGUGAAAGUUCUGAGAAGAAAGAAGAAUCCCAAGAGGCAUCUCAUCUUGUGAAUAUUUCUGGUGAAAGUUCUGAGAAGAAAAAAGAAUCCCAAGAGGCAUCUCAUCUUGUGAAUAUUUCUGGUAAAAGUUCUGAGAAGAAAGAAGAAUCCCAAGAGGCAUCUCAUCUUGUGAAUAUUUCUGGUAAAAGUUCUGAGAAGAAAGAAGAAUCCCAAGAGGCAUCUCAUCUUGUGAAUAUGUCUGGUGAAAGUUCUGAGAAGAAAGAAGAAUCCCAAGAGGCAUCUCAUCUUGUGAAUAUUUCUGGUGAAAGUUCUGAGAAGAAAGAAGAAUCCCAAGAGUCUUCUCAUCUUGUGAAUAUUUCUGGUGAAAGUUCUGAGAAGAAAGAAGAAUCCCAAAAGGCAUCUCAUCUUGUGAAUAUUUCUGGUGAAAGUUUUCAGAAGAAAAAAGAAUCCCAAAAGGCAUCUCAUCUUGUAAAUAUGUCUGGUAAAAGUUCUCAGAAGAAAGGGAAGAAAAAACUAACCCAAGAGGAUCAUGAAGAUUCUCAUGAAGCUGAAGGUGUGUAUCUUUCAAAAGACGGCAAAAUGCCCGAUGAAGAUGAUGACCCGGAUAAUGCCCUAAAUGAUAUGGAUUAUGAUGAUUAUCCCGACAAAUUCCCCCCAGAUCUUUUCAGCCCUUGAUAAAUGGGUCACAUAUGUUAAGCAAAAAGGAGUGUUUUUCUCAAUAUAUACUUUUAUAUUCUUGUUUAAGUAAAUAUUUUUCAAUGUUGCAAUGAGUGCUGAACGUGCACUGUGCACCCCUGAUGUCUGUGGCCACAAAGAACAGAGAAAAAGUGUGACAUUAGAAACAAAAUUAGAAAUCUUGUUUAUAUCAGUUAACCUAUGGUAAAAUUGGUUCAUUAUACUUCAUUUCACUCAAAGUUGCAGUUUCUGAAACUAUCAAUGAUGUUAAGUGACAACUUACUGUGCAGUAAUAUACUGCUUUGAGAAUGUUUAAUAUUACCAUUUAUUUUUCUUAGUUUCAUGAUAAUUAUCAAAAUAACUUUUUUGUUUAUUAUAGAAGUAAAGGAGGUAAAGGAGGUUUUGUGGGCAAGGGGUUUGGACUUCCAGCAAGCGUGCGUGAGCGUGUUAGAUAGGAGUGAAUGGAGAUGAAUGGUAUUUGGGACCUGACGAUCUGUUGGAGUGUGAGCAGGGUAAUAUUUAGUGAAGGGAUUCAGGGAAACCGGUUAUUUUUAUAUAGCUGGACUUGAGUCCUGGAAAUGGGAAUUACAAUGCCUGCACUCUGAAGGAGGGGUUCGGGAUAUCAGCGGUUUGGAGGGAUAUGUUGUGCAUCUUUAUAGGUAUAUGCUUCUAAACUGUUGUGUUCUGAGCACCUCUGCAAAUACAGUGCUUAUGUGUGAGUGAGGUGAAAGUGUUGAAUGAUGAUGAAAGUAUUUUCUUUUUGGGGAUUUUCUUUCUUUUUGGGGUCACCCUGCCUCGGUGGGAGACGGCUGACUUGUUAAAAAAAAAAAAAAAAAGUUUAUGUUUCAGUACAUUUAUAUAUUAUAUUAGAAAAUAUAUAAGGUUAAAUUAUUAUUAUAAUACAGGGGGAAGCACUAAACCCGGUGGAUUAUACAGUGCCUGGGGGGGGAUGUGGAAGGCAUUCAGGCUUAAUUUGGGGAACUGGAGCACAGAUCCAAUUCCCUAAAUCGAGAUCACCUCACCAACAUCAAGGAACCUUCUUUGAGGGGAUAUAAGUUUAAAACAAGUUAUCAUUAUCCUGCUUACCUGUUAAUGGGUUAAUAAACCUUAAAUUGUUA